Myotis lucifugus (little brown bat) is the source of this 416-nucleotide messenger RNA. RefSeq names its product histone H2A type 2-C-like. Bases 1 to 396 code for a protein of 131 amino acids. Gene Ontology annotation, molecular function: protein heterodimerization activity; structural constituent of chromatin; DNA binding. Lineage: Eukaryota; Metazoa; Chordata; Mammalia; Chiroptera; Vespertilionidae. The transcript has a single exon. Gene Ontology annotation, cellular component: nucleosome. The record is from RefSeq and is a predicted model, not a curated record.
AUGUCUGUGUCGGGAAAGCAGGACCGCAAGGCGCGCGCCAAGGCUGUAUCUCGCUCUUUCAGGGCUCAGCUGCAGUUCCCCGUGGGCCGCGUGCACCGCCUGCUGCAUAACGGCAACUACGCGGAACGCAUCGGCGCCGGCGCAUCAGUGUAUCUGACUGCGGUGCUGGAGUACCUGGCGGCCGAGAUCCUGGAGCUGGCAGCCAACGCGGCCCGCCACAACAAGAAGACCCGCAUCGCCCCGCGCCACCUGCAGCUGGCCGUCCGCAACGACGAGGAGCUCAGCAAGCUGCUGGGCAAGGUCACCAUCGCGCAGGGCGGCGUGCUGCCCAACAUCCAGGCCGUGCUGCUGCCCAAGAAGACCGAGAGCUACUACCAGAAAGGCCAGCGGAAGUGACCUGCAUCCCGGGAGAGGAA